Molecule: messenger RNA, 939 nt
Organism: Diplodia corticola
Lineage: Eukaryota; Fungi; Ascomycota; Dothideomycetes; Botryosphaeriales; Botryosphaeriaceae
Exons: 4
Coding region: 1-939 (312 amino acids)
Molecular function (GO): oxidoreductase activity
Source: RefSeq, a predicted model, not a curated record
AUGUUAAUCAACCAAGCUCUCGCCAUUACCUUCGCGGCACUCGCAUCUUCACAAAACAUUGGGUCAGGUUGCACUAGCGUAGAGUUGCGCAGAGAAUGGCGCCAGUUGUCUUCCGAGGAGCAACGAAACUACAUCGAUGCGGUUCAAUGCUUGACAACGAAGGAGUCUCGCAUCGGCCUCACCACGAGCCUCUAUGACGACUUCCCUUACGUCCAUAACGCGCUCAACAAAGAAAUCCAUUUGGUAGCAUCAUUUCUCCCUUGGCAUCGCUUCUUCAUCAUGGUGUACGAGGAAGCGCUUCGAGAGUGUGGAUACCAGGGAAGUGCAACUUACUGGGACUGGGUUUUUGAUUCCUCCGAUACCGCCCACUCACCGCUAUGGGACGCGGCAACCGGAUUCGGCGGCAACGGCGGUUUAUACAACAGAUCGAGACUCGGAUGCGUGUCGGACGGGCCCUUCAAGGACUUCCGCCCGGCUUACAAGAGAAACAAGCUCCAACCCCAUUGCCUGAGUCGGGACUUCAACAACGGAACGCAGCACCCCGGUGACAUGUCGGGCCCCAACUACGACGACGCCGCCAUCAGGAGGGUCCAGGCGGCGGACAACUACAACAGCUAUCGGAAGCGGCUGGAGGGCGGGCCGCACUUUGCGAUACACAGAGCCAUCGGAGGUGACAUGGUCCCCGCGACGUCGCCAAACGAUCCUAUAUUCUUCCUCCACCACGGCCAAAUCGACCGACUCUGGUACCUCUGGCAGCAGGACGAUCCCGAGAGGCGCGAUGCCGAGUAUAGCGGGAUCAGGACGCAGAACGAAUUCGACGGUACCGCGCCUCCCCAGGCAUCCGUGGACGACAUCCUCCCCAUGUACGGGCUUGCUGAGGACAUGCCCGUAAGCGAUUUCCUGUCGACGCAGAACGGUCUUCUAUGCUAUCAGUACUAG